CGGCGCCGGAGGGCCAUGGUGAUCGCAAGGCAAGUGCUUUGUGUGUGUGCGUUGCUCUCCCUGCCGCUCGCUCGCUCGCAGCCCAUUCGCUACUCCGUAGCCGAGGAGGCGCACAGCGGCUCCCUGGUAGGCAACCUGGCGCAGGACGCGGCGCUGCCGCCGGCGCAGCUCUCGGCUCGCCGCGCCCGCCUGGUGUCGGAGGACAGCCGGCAGCAUUUUCGCUUCGACCGCGCCAGCGGCCGCCUCGUCGUGGCCGACAGGCUGGACCGGGAGCAGCUGUGCGGCCAGGCUGCCACCUGCACGCUCCCCUUCGAGCUGCUGCUGGCCGACCCGCUGCAGUUCUUUCGGGUCGAGGUCACCCUGGAGGACAUCAAUGACAAUUCGCCCGUUUUCCCCGAGGAACGAGUCACUUUUAAGAUCCCCGAAAGGGGCGACCCGGGCUCUCUUUUCCCUCUGGAGGUUGCUCGGGACCUUGAUGUUGGCAGCAACGCCAUCCAAGCCUACAGCAUCUCUCCCGAGAACGAGUAUUUUAGUGUGUCCUUUGGCAGUCGGAGUAAUGGGGACAAAUAUGUUGAACUUGUUUUGGAAAAGCCCCUAGACAGAGAGGAGCAGGCAGAGAUGGAUUUCAGUCUGAUUGCUGUGGAUGGGGGCUCUCCACCCAGGAGUGGAACCACCCAAAUUCACAUUACAGUUCUGGAUGUCAAUGAUAACGCUCCCGUCUUCACACAGGAUCGGUACACUGUGCAGGUUUUGGAAAAUGCAUCGGAGGGUUCUGUUGUAUUGACCGUCUUGGCAACUGAUCAGGAUGUAGGAGUAAAUGGAGACAUCUCCUAUCAGUUCAGUCACGCAGUGAGCCAGAGUGAUUCAGGAUUUGAGAUUGAUCCCAAGAGUGGUGAAAUUAAACUCUCAAAACCUCUAGACUUCGAGGUAGCAGGGACCCACGAACUCAGUGUGAGGGCCACAGAUGGAGGGGGCCUUUCAGCAAUCUGCAAGGUGUUGGUGGAGGUGUUGGAUGUGAAUGACAAUGCACCCGAGCUGGUGGUCAGUUCCUUCAGCAGUCCCCUCGCCGAGAACUCAGCGCCCGGCACGGUGGUUGCCCUCUUUACUGUCAGGGACCGGGAUGCCGGCGCCAACGGCAAGGUGUCGUGUGCCCUCGACGAUCAGCUCUUCUUCUCCCUGCGGCCAGCCUAUAAGAACUACUACGAGCUGGUGACUGUGAGGGCGCUGGACCGGGAGGACAGGGCUCAGCACAUCGUCACCGUGACAGCAGCAGACGCGGGGUCCCCUCCUCUCACAAGCACCCACACCUUCACCGUGGACAUCUCGGAUGUCAACGACAACGCCCCCGUCUUCAACCAGACAUCCUACACCAUGUACGUGCGCGAGAACAAUGUGCCCUCCGUGCUGGUUGGAGCCGUCAGCGCCGCAGAUGCCGACGUGGGGCUCAAUGCCAAGGUGACCUAUUCCCUGUCAGCAGGGCAAGCGGCGGAGCGGCCUUCGUGCUCGUGCCUGUCUGUGAACUCGGAGAGCGGGCAGGUGUUUGUGCUGAGAGCCCUGGACUACGAGCAGCUGAGGCAGAGCGAGGUGGUGGUGAGCGCCUCUGACGCGGGCUCUCCUCCCCUCCGAGCCAACGUCACCGUGCGCCUCGUGGUGCUGGACGAGAACGACAAUGCCCCGCUGGUGCUGUACCCAGCGCAGGACAGCAGCCCAGGCUCCAGUGAGCUGGUGCCCGUGGGGGCCGAGGCGGGCUACCUCAUCUCCAAAGUGGUGGCCGUCGAUGCCGACUCGGGACAGAACUCGUGGCUCUCGUACCAGCUGCUGAGGGCCACCGACCCCGGGCUCUUUGCCGUGGGGGCCCAAAGCGGCGAGGUGAGGCUGAGGAGGCCGCUCACCGACAGAGACCCCAUCAAGCACAAGCUCGUGGUGCUGGUGCGAGACAACGGGCGGCCGCCGCUCUCAGCCACCGCAGCUCUCAGCGCACUCCUGCUCAAGGACUUCUCCGACCUGCGCCAACCGCACAGCAGCCCGGCCGCCGACCACGAUGCCGGCUCCCUCACCACCUAUUUAAUCCUUUCCUUGGUCUUCGUCUCCCUGCUCUUCCUCGGCUCCACAGCAGCCUUCGUGGCUCGCAGGCUGUGCCAGAGAAAGCAGCUGAAGGCUGGCCACGUGCUUUACGGGGCCGACAACCUGCAGAGCGGCCUGGCCGAUGCAGCUGCUGCAGGGACCCUGCCCCGCCCCUACUGCUACGAGAUCAGCCUCACCACGGGCUCGGGCAACAGAGAGUUCAGGUUCCUCAAGCCCUUCGUCCCCAGCCUGCCACCACAGCCCUGUGCCAUGGGCGGGGACACCGGUGAGGAACAGGUUUUCCCUUGUGUCCCUGUCCCCACAGAGGAUGUGACACCAGACAAUGUGUCUGCAGAACAGUUCAAUCGUCUUUCCUUUAACUAGCACAGAGUGGUCACAGGCAGAGGCUUCAUGCCUCGUGGUCGGAAGGGAUGCAGGCUGCAGCCUGUGGGAAUGGUUCCUCCAAAAUAAAUCUGUUUUUGCAAUUGGCAUAACUGAUUUCUAGAAACUGUAAGUCAGGAAUGUUCCUGAUCCACUAAAAUCAAGUAGCAAACAGAAGAAAGGGAACCCUCUCACUCAGAUAUUCAUAUAUUUCAGGUCUGUUAAGGCCAUUCCUGAGAGGCUUUAGGAAUGCAGUUAGCUCUCCCAGCUCAAACUCUUGUCUCUCUUGCUGUCAGACAUAGCAGUGGACCUUUCAUAUGGACCUGAUUUGUAAGAGUAUGGUACAGAAGAUGAGACAGAAAUUUCCUUCCUGAAAUUCACAAUGAACUUUUCCCAACUCAGGAAAGGAAGGAAAUUGUGAGUGUUGUGCCACAAUGCCAUGUGAGCACCAAGCUCUUUCUUUCCUGGGUUCCGGAAAUCUCUCUCUGACAUAUAUGGGCUCAGAGGGCUUUGAUUUCUUGUCACUAUUGUCGGAAUUUAGUAGAAAUGCAAGACCAGCUAGCUCAGCAUUGGGGUAACAGAGCUGAAUCAACAUUAUUAGAAAAUGGAGGGUUUUUAUAGGGAUUGGGGAGGAAGGUUCAGGAAUAUGGGAGGAAGAUGGGCGGAGCAUGCUAAUCCUCCAACCUGGAUUGGGUAUAGGGGAAUACAUAAAUCAUAGCGAGCAUAUACAUAUGUAUGUAGGGGUAGGAUAGCAACAGGGUAAAUCAGGGAUUGGUCGAGCUGCUGUGGCUCCACGAAAUGUCCAAUGGCAGCUGACACUAGCUCUUGAGCACGAUGUCCAUGGCAACCACUUGCAACAUGAUGACAAUUGAAGCUGCAGCUCGAUAACAAUAUCACACCUAAAAAUCACUUAUAAUACAGGUUGGUUUAACUAACAUAAUUAUGUUCUUUACAAUCAUAAAAACCACCUGCAAUAACUAAGUCACUCGUUACAGCCACUCUGUGUUUCCUAAUCUUCACUGCUGUUGGCCGGUGAAUCAGGGAAUUCCUACCAUUCAGCCAUUGCAAAGCAGGCAAUUCCAGCUCAGAAGGCAAGGAGGGUAUUUUAACACUUUGAGUACAAGAGGUCUCGUCUUCUUGGUGUCAGAGAAGAGCAGCAAAAUGCACAAUUAAAUCUAUAAUUUAGCCGAUAAGAGGAUAUCAGGUGUUCUGUCUCCUUGCAAUAGAUUGGCACAAACGGUGUUGGGGUAGGCUGUAACUGUACAGAGGUGUGAAAACAUGUUCUUUGUCUUUGGGUGCAUUCCAUGAAAGCUCCAAAUCUCCUUCAAAGAGCAUUUCCUGAAGGUACAAAUAAGGUGAGCUUCUGAAAAGGACUUUGAAUUUGGUCUUCUCCUUGUUGUUGCUGAAUUCAGGGGAAUUGAACUGGGAAGCUGUCCCAGCAUAACUUUCUGGGUUUGUGUUACAGCAUUUGCAUUCUCCUUUUUACCCUAUUUCCUUCUACUCCCGGAAGGGGACUUGAGAAUUUUUUGGCCUAUUCCUUUUAAGAAGGACUGUCACCCCACCUAUAGUAACUGAUACCCUUUAAUCAUGUAUGUGAUGUACAGAAUAUUCAGAAAGCCUCACACAGUCUGUGUUGUGCUGAAGUUUUAAACUGUAACAUUCUAAACUGGGAUACUCGUGAGUGUAAAAACUGAAAAAAUGUGUAAGUGUGAAAUAAAAAGAGCACGCCUAAUUCCUUGUUUGG
Molecule: messenger RNA, 4189 nt
Organism: Myiozetetes cayanensis
Lineage: Eukaryota; Metazoa; Chordata; Aves; Passeriformes; Tyrannidae
Product: protocadherin beta-15-like
Exons: 2
Coding region: 16-2448 (810 amino acids)
Biological process (GO): homophilic cell-cell adhesion
Cellular component (GO): plasma membrane
Molecular function (GO): calcium ion binding
Source: RefSeq, a predicted model, not a curated record